CGCCGCAGCGCCCGGGUCUGGACAGCCUGCGGGGAGGCGCACACCCUCGUCCACCGCUCCCGGCGCAGCCCUGCCCAGCAUGUCGGCGCUCGAGUGGUACGCCCACAAGUCCCUGGGCGACGGCAUCUUCUGGAUCCAGGAACGCUUCUAUGAGUCGGGCAACCGCGCCAAUAUCUGGCUGGUGCGCGGCUCCGAGCAGGAUGUGGUGAUCGACACGGGCCUGGGGUUGCGCAGCCUCCCGGAGUACCUGUACUCCUCCGGCCUCCUGCAGGAUCGCGAGGCCAAAGAGGACGCGGCGUGCCGGCCACUGCUAGCUGUGGCCACCCACGUGCACUUCGACCAUGCCGGCGGCCUCUACCAGUUCGACCGGGUGGCCGUGCAUCACGCCGAGGCCGAGGCGCUGGCGCGCGGGGACAACUUUGAGACCGUGACCUGGCUGUCUGAUAGUGAGGUGGUGCGGGCGCCCAGCCCGGGUUGGAGGGCCAGGCAGUUCCGAGUGCAGGCGGUGCAGCCCACCCUCAUCCUGCAGGAUGGGGAUGUGAUCAAUCUUGGUGACAGACAGCUCACUGUUAUGCACAUGCCUGGUCACUCCAGGGGCAGUAUUUGCUUACAUGACAAAGACCGAAAGAUUCUCUUCAGUGGAGAUGUUGUGUAUGAUGGAUCACUGAUUGAUUGGCUCCCAUACAGCAGGAUAAGUGACUAUGUUGGAACCUGUGAACGGUUGAUAGAAUUAGUGGACAGAGGUCUGGUUGAGAAGGUGCUUCCUGGCCACUUCAAUACCUUUGGUGCUGAAAGGCUUUUUCGAUUGGCUUCUAACUAUAUAUCAAAAGCUGGGAUAUGUCACAAAGUUUCUACUUUUGCCAUGAGAUCUCUUGCAAGUUUAGCCCUACGUGUAACAAAUUCUAGGACCUCACCCUAGUAUGUGAACUGAUAAUCUAUUUUGAUUAAUUCUGUAAAUUAAUCCAAUUCAUUUUGUGCUGUUUAAAAUGAAUAACAGUGAGCAUCUCAAGAAGUGCUUUUGUAUAUUAUAGAAAAAAAGAUUGAGAAUGAAUAAGCCAAAAAAGGAAAUCUUAGUUUAAAUUAUUUUCUUCCAAAUAAGAAACCGCUUAAAUAAGCUUAUUAUUUGCCAAAGCUGUCAUCUUGUAAUAUUUUCAAAAGCAAGGAGGUUUUUACUCUAAGAAAAAGACCUGUCCUAGCUUCCCAUUUGUCUUAUUUUAUUUCCUAGAUGACCUUGGUAAACAGGCAAAAUAUUUUAUGUUCAUACAACAAACUUGGUAUUUUUAGUUUAUUAUUUAGAGAUGUUUCUUGGGUUUGAAAUACAUUAUAACUCAAUACAAAAAUACAAAUUAACAUAUAGAAUGAGAGCUAAAACAUUCCAUUGUUAUGGUACUGAACAUUUCAUACUUCAUUUUACUUAUUUAUUCUUAAUGUUAUUAUAGUGUACAUUGUGUGUUGUGUAAUUUUACUUACAAAAACAACAAUGGAUUUUGUUUUAUUGUAAAGCUUUAAAUAUAAUUGCAAGAGUGCUUCAGUAAAAAGCUAAUAUAUAUUGUUGUUUGUUAUUAUGUAAGUGUAAUAUUUUUAAUCAUAAAAGUGAAAUUCAAAUGUUUGUAAUCUAAAUACAAACUGUCAGAUUUCUCAAAAGGACACUGUCAGGCAAAUUUGAAAAUAUACACAUUGAAAAUAAUUUUUUAAUAUAUCCUAUUUUAAUAUUAACAGCUAUUAUAAACAAAAUUUUUCUUGUUAAAUAGCAGCUUCAGUAUAUGUAUCAUAUUUUAUAGUAUCAAAACACCAAGAGAACUACAACAUCCUAACAUAAACCAUUCUUUUACUAACAUAACAUGCAGAAAGCUUUUCAAAUUAAUUGCAAGGUGUGCAUUAGAUAUUGACUUCAACUGAAUUGCCUUUUUUUAAUCCUGAUUCACAACACCUAUUCCUGUUCAGUAUUCUUUGUCUUGAAUGAAAUGGAGUCUAUAUAUGUCAAGUUAUAGGAAAGGUUAUGCCGCUAUUCUGUAAAAUAUUUUGAUUUGGUGCUCUUAAUAAUUUAUUAAAAACUCUUGGAAUCUUUCAUAAAGAUUUUUUAAACAGUUUUUCCCCACUGCCUUUUUAUUAUUAACAUAUCUAAAGCCUAACUGAGAUAGCUUUGGAAAUCAUAUUUUUUUAUAUUAAGAAAGUCCAUCAAUUUUGAUUUCUAAAAAAUUAUGAAACUUCCUUCCCUACAUCUACCCAUGUUCAAUAUACAUACCCCAUGUGCAUAAGAAUCAUCACGUACAUACAUGCACAGCAUUGUGCUAAACACUGUGGAAGCUUAAAAAGUCAAAGUGAGUUUAUCUUAGCUGGAAGUAGAAGGUAAACAAAAAAUAAAUAAUAUAUGCAGGUUGAUGUUAAUACAAAUUAUACAUGAGUGUCAGGGACAUAAAUGAAGGGUUGUAAAGUUUGGUUAGAGAAAGGUUUUUGGAGGAGUUUUUGAGUCAGAUUUAGAAAGAUGAUUUAUUAGAUGGUAAGGAUAGAAAACGAAAAGAUCCAGAAAUAGAGAUGGAAACAUUGCCUUCUAGAGUAGGUUAUUCCUUCUGAAAUUUAAAUUUAGUUUUCAGAGAAAGGAUGAGAAAGAUGGGUUUGUGAUUAUGCAUAUAAAAAUCAUCCUAAUGACAGACAAGCUAUAAUGCCACAUGCCACCAAAUGAACCAUUACUUAAACUCAAUAAGGAAGUCAUGAUUAUUCCAAUGUAGAAUAUCUUGGAGUUUCUUUAUGAUAGUCAUUCAAGGUGGUAGGUCUGUUUUAACUGAUAGUGCAACAUCAAGAAUAUAGAUUUGGUUCAGGGCAACUACAAAAAAUCACUUAAUGAGCCUUAAAUAUAGCCAUUAUUUUUAUAUCAGUAGCACAAAAAAACAAAAAAAAAAACAAACCAAAAGUCCUUAACCAUUGACCAUUUUAUCAUUCUUUAGGACUUUUUUUUUUUUUAAUCAGGGUAUAGUAGGCACUAAGUUUUAUUGAGAAAUAUUUAAGCCUGAUACAGGAUUUCCUUAUUUCUUAAGAGUGUGAUUUUUCAAAGUACAUUGAUUUUAUUUUUAAACUUCUCAUUUUUUUUCAGUUUUUCAAAUUGUACCAAAACAUAAGACUGUGAUAUAUUAUUGCUAGUGCUUCAAUGGAAUUAAAUUGAGGAAAGGAUCUAGCAUUCAUUUAGUGCCCAUGCUAUGCAUUUUAAAAUAUGCAUUAUUUAACUUAAUCCUGGCCCCAGUGCCAAGAAAUAAUUGACCAGCUUCAUGCAAGAAAACUUUGGACAAAGCUGGUAAUUGAACACAGGUCUGUCUGCCUCCCAAACUGUGCUCUUUCUCUAAUACCUGCACAAUGACAAAAUUGGCAAAGUGUAUUUUUACUUUCCAAGAUGCCACAUGUGCCAAGAAUAAAUCAAGGGAUGUUAAAGCAUAAAAGCAUAUUUAAAAAAAAAAAGCUUUAAAAAUAUAUAUUUUCACCCUGACAGUGACCCUUUGUUAUAAUUUAUGGUUUGGGAAGUAAUAGUAUAUAAUUCAAAUUCAAAAUGUAAGACAUUUAGAAAUAGUUUAUAUUAUUCAUAUUGUUGAUAACUUAAUCUUUGGAAAUUCAUUUUCCUUAUUUGGUAUUUGUUUUUAAUGGAGAAGUCUAUAACUAAUAAAAACCUUGUGUGUUAUCCUGAUAUAGUUGAAUAAAUAUCUGUGUGUAAAUGUUCUUAUAUGGAUAGUAAUAUGAAUGUGACAUGCACAAAUUGUCCUCAUAAUUUUCAGAUAAGUGUAAGUAAACAUGUGUGAUAAAUAUUAAAGUGGACAUUUUAUUUCAACCUGUAGUUGGUAUUUUUU
Talpa occidentalis (Iberian mole) is the source of this 3833-nucleotide messenger RNA. It is a transcript of the gene MBLAC2, whose product is annotated as metallo-beta-lactamase domain containing 2. NCBI's taxonomy places the organism in Eukaryota, Metazoa, Chordata, Mammalia, Eulipotyphla, Talpidae. The transcript has 2 exons. The coding region runs from base 80 to 919 and encodes 279 amino acids. The record is from RefSeq and is a predicted model, not a curated record.